AUCAUGGCGGAACGUAAAAAACAAAGUAUCACAGCAGCUGGAGCCGAUAAAUCCCUGGGCAAAGGAAGAGCAUCCACUAAAACGCUUAAUCGCGCCUCUACUACAAAACCCAAAGCUGCUUCCGCUGCUGCUGGCGAUGGUGCCGGUGCUGGUGGAGAUGCCGAUGACUUGGAUGCCUUUACAAAAUCCCGCCAACAACAGAAACCAGAACAUCAGUUGGAUUUGUCUGCGGCCGAAUUGUCUGAGGAAAUUACUAAGGUGCUCACAACCACCAAUACCAAUGUGGUACACAAUCUGGUGGUCUACAGUUUUAAGGAGGAAGAAUAUGUAACCCUUCCUCCUGCCGGUAAUACAGUGACCUUAUUGAAAUUCGAUGGCAACUCUCUUCAUAUCGAUUCCGAGGAGGCAAGAUACCAACUUGAGGAGAUGGGCGAAAUUGGUUAUCCCCUGCCAGCUCCCAGAUAUUCCCUUAUGGAAGCCGAAGCAGCUGGUGUAAAAGUUGGCGAGGAAGGCGAUGGAGAGGGUGAAGAUCAAGAACCCAAAGAAGGUGAUGAACCAGCUGAAGAGCCCGAAGCCGAGGAAGAACCCGAAGAGGAGGCAGCUGAAGAGGGAGCCGAGGGGGAAGAAGGUGAAGCUGAAAAAGUCGAAGAAGAAGUUGUUGAAGCCGCACCAGCACCUGUUGCCACAGGUGGUAAGAAAAAGAAACUCAUAAAUCAGUUUAAUUUUUGCGAGAGAGCUGCAUUAACAUUCACCAAUCCUACAAGGAAUGUUGAAACCCAAACCAUACCUCCUCCCCGCUCUCAAUAUGGGGCUAAUGUAUUACAAUGGGUUAUUUACGAUAGUUAUAUGGAAGAUUUUGAACGCCAACAAAAAGAUCGCGAUAAAAAGGAGGAUAAGAAGGUGCAACGCAAAGAUGAAUCAAAGAUGAGUAAACAGGAAUUAAAGGCAGCCAUGGCUGAAGAGUUGAAUAAGAAAUACCUCAAAUGUUGGCAAAUCUUGGAACGUAUGAUCAAUCAGAAUAUCUUCAAAGACAUCGCUCAUGAUUAUCGCUAUUGGGAAGAUCCUGCCGAUGAGUUUCGUGAUGGUGAAGGCACCCUAUUGCCCUUGUGGAAGUUUCAAUAUGAGAAAACCAAGAAAAUGAGUGUAACGGAUGUCAUGUUCAAUCCUCAUUAUUAUGAUUUAUUUGCAGUGUGCUUUGGAUCGCAUGAUUUCAUGAAACAGCCCAGUGAAGGUUCUAUAUGUCUUUUUACGGUAAAGAAUCCUUCUUAUCCGGAUUUUAUCAUAAUGACUGAAAGUGGUGUCAUGUGUUGCGACAUUCAUCCAAAAUAUCCUUUUCUGGUUGCCAUUGGUCUAUACGAUGGCAAUGUUCAUGUUUACAAUCUUAAGGAAAACUAUCGGGAACCUUUGUAUGUAUCGACUGGAGUAGGUGAUAAACAUAUUGAAUGUGUCUGGGAGAUCAAAUGGGGUCCUGAUAUGGCAGAUGGUGAAAUCAACUUUUAUUCCGUUUCCUCUGGUGGUCGAGUAUUCAAUUGGGUUCUAAUGCAGAACAAGCUGAUGUGCACCACCAUUAUCACAUUGUUCCUUGAAAAUGGUGUGGUAUCGGGUCCAGAUGGCACUGAGAUGCGUCUACGCAGCUGUGGUUCCUGCAUGAAAUUCCAUCCCGAAGAUCCAGAGAUAUUCCUCAUCGGUACAGAGGAGGGCUGCAUAUACAAAUGUAGCAUAGCUUACAGCUCAAAAUAUCUAAUGACCUAUAAGGCCCACAAUCUCUCAGUAUAUCGCAUAGAUUUCAAUCGUUUCAAUUCAAACAUCUUCAUAUCGUGUAGUGGCGAUUGGCGUGUCAAAAUAUGGGAGGAUAUGCGUACUGAACCUUUGUUCAUUUUUGAUUUGGGCUCUGCUGUGGGUGAUGUCAAAUGGUCACCCUAUUCGAGUACCGUCUUUGCAGCAGUCACCAAUGAGGGCAAGGCAUUUGUCUUCGAUUUGAAUGUGAACAAAUACAAGGCGAUAUGUGUGCAAGCAGUGGUGCCGAAAAGGAAAAAUAAGCUGACGCGUUUAUCGUUCAACGAGAAAUUGCCAUUCAUUAUUGUGGGAGAUGAUAAGGGCACUGUUACCUCCCUAAAGCUGUCACCCAAUCUACGUGUCAUGGUCAAGCCACCCAAAAAACAACAAAAUGUGGAUCAAUCCAUUUUGCAAAUUCAAAAAUUAGAAAAAUUACUGUCCUUGGUGCGAGAACUUCCCGAGGGUGCCAUUAUCAAAGACACCACCACCACCGUUCAAAGUUGAAAUGAAAAUUCGAAAAUAUUGAUUAAGAUUCAGUUUGUUUUUAUUUCCGGCAUUUAAGUUGUGGUUUUGUAUUCUUUUCAUAUUACAAUUAAUAAUAAAUGUUAUGUAUGUAUGUAUGUAA
Molecule: messenger RNA, 2401 nt
Organism: Stomoxys calcitrans (stable fly)
Lineage: Eukaryota; Metazoa; Arthropoda; Insecta; Diptera; Muscidae
Product: dynein intermediate chain 2, ciliary
Exons: 9
Coding region: 4-2280 (758 amino acids)
Biological process (GO): cilium movement; outer dynein arm assembly
Cellular component (GO): outer dynein arm
Molecular function (GO): dynein heavy chain binding; dynein light chain binding
Source: RefSeq, a predicted model, not a curated record